Messenger RNA from Sphaeramia orbicularis (orbiculate cardinalfish), 5400 nucleotides. It is a transcript of the gene sh3rf1, whose product is annotated as SH3 domain containing ring finger 1. Gene Ontology annotation, molecular function: protein binding. Lineage: Eukaryota; Metazoa; Chordata; Actinopteri; Kurtiformes; Apogonidae. The record is from RefSeq and is a predicted model, not a curated record.
AGUACUAGCAUGGCGCUCGGUGUAGUUGGAGUACCGUUGUCUCGCCUGCUUGCUUUUCAUGUUAGGUUUUACUCUAGUAUUUACUAACUGUAUUUCUGUUCUAUAUAUUGAACGCCUCUGGAGACCUUUUAAGAACAAUAUUGCGUGUUGAAUACUCUAAAUACGUGGCAAGUAGGUAGCUUGCUAACUAGUAACGUUAGCAAGAAGGCAAGAAUUAGAAGAUACGGGGCAACAAGAGGAGGAGUCCUGUUUUGGAAGGGAUGAUGCAGAUGCCAUGGCCAUAGCCGAGGCAUGGGAGUGACGUGAUGGCACUGGUCCUGCUUCCACACAAACACCUUUUCAGCCUCUUGUUUUUCUGCUGAACAGGAGGCAGAACACUCAGAGAAUGGACGAGUCAGUGUUGUUGGAUUUACUUGAGUGCCCUGUCUGUCUUGAGCGGCUCGAUGCCACAGCAAAGGUGCUUCCCUGUCAGCAUACCUUCUGCCGCCGAUGCCUCCAAGGCAUCCUGGGGUCGCGUGGAGAGUUGCGCUGUCCAGAGUGCAGGACGUUAGUGGAGUGUGCUGUGGAUGAACUCCCCAGCAACAUCCUUCUUGUGCGUCUUCUGGAUGGUAUAAAGCAGAGACCUCGAAGGGCAGGUCCUGGAGCAGGAGUCUGUACAAAUGGUACAUCUGGGGCUGUUGCCAGAGCACACAGCAGCGGAACCAGGGACCAGGGCACCCCAGGAGCGCAACCCCAGCGAGCUCAGGCUAAGAGCACCCUUGUGCGGGGUGUACCUCAGCUCCCUUGUGCCAAGGCUCUUUACAACUAUGAUGGCAAAGAACCAGGGGACCUCAAGUUCAGCAAAGGUGACAUCAUCAUUCUACGACGGCAAGUGGAUGAAAACUGGUACCAUGGGGAGAUGGGAGGCAUCCACGGCUUCUUCCCCACCAACUUUGUGCAAGUUAUCAAGCCGCUGCCGCAGCCACCACCUCAGUGUAAAGCUCUGUACGACUUUGAGCUUAAAGAUAAGGAGGCAGACAAAGACUGUCUGCCCUUCUCUAAGGAUGAUAUCCUGACUGUGAUACGCAGAGUGGAUGAGAACUGGGCAGAGGGAAUGCUGGGAGAUAAAAUUGGAAUUUUUCCCAUCUCAUAUGUUGAGUUCAACUCGGCAGCUCGGCAGCUUAUAGAGUUGGACAAGCCGUCGGACUCCAGCGGAGACUCUGGAGAGGGGGCCUCCUCGGGGCCCCAGAGCAAUGGUGCCCAGCGUGCAGGGGAGAAGAAGAACAGCAAGAAGCGACAUUCCUUCACCUCUCUGACCAUGUCCCACAAACCCAUGCUAGCUCCUCCCCCUCAGCGCCACUCCAUGGAGAUUAGUGGACCUGUUCUCAUCAGCUCCAGCAACCCCACAGCUGCUGCCCGAAUUGGGGAGAUCAGUGGGGGACUGUCCUGCAGCGCACCUUCACAGGUACACAUUUGCACAACUGGGCUAAUCGUGACCCCACCCCCUAGUAGUCCUGUCACUACGGCAACGGUCUUCACAUUUCCCUCAGAGACAAGUUACACAUCUAUCCCUGUGGAUGCUCUCCCACCACCCCCACCACCUCCCCCUCAGUCCUCUGCUGGCGGAGCUGCAUAUUCAUUGGCUGCCGGACAGAGACCCUCCCCCAGUAUAAGCGACCAAACUGGGAGACAAAGACCCACAGUCUACGUGGCAAUGUUCCCCUACACUCCCCGUAAGGAGGACGAGCUGGAGCUGAGGAAGGGAGAGAUGUUUCUGGUGCUUGAACGGUGUCAGGAUGGUUGGUUCAAAGGCACUUCCAUGCACACAGGCAAGAUUGGAGUCUUCCCUGGAAACUACAUGAGUCCAGUCAGCAGGACAGCAUCGGGGAGCACCCAGCCCAAAGUGCCCUUGAGCCUGUGCACUCAGGCUGGCAGAGGUGUCACCAUUGUCAGCCCCUCGUCUGCCCCCCUGGGUGCCAUCGUACCUGGGCCGGACUUCAACAAACCCCUCACUGUGUGUUCUAGUGCUGUAUCUGCAAGCCCCCAGCCUGUGGUGGCGGUAACAGCAGCUCAGACAGCCACAGGUCAACAGCCAAAGGCUCCAAUGCACAUCAGCUCUCAGAUGACUGUGAAUCAGGCUCGCAACGCAGUCAGGACAGCUGCCUGUCAUAGCCAGGACCGCCCCACAGCAGCAGUGACACCCAUCCAGUCUGCGACACCUGUGACUUAUCUCCCACAUCUCGCAGUGUGCCCGCAGCCUUCCUCCAAUGCUUCCCUGGGCUGCACCCGGGCUGGAGUGGCCAUGGGCUGCGCCGCUGCCUCUUUGACCCCACCCAACGUCAGCGCUGCAUCCUUGGAGGGUGACGCUCUGAGGCCGAUACCAGUCCUCUCUGUGCCUGGGAACAGCUCUGCUCUGAACCCCAACCAAUCCACCAACGCUGCCCUCGCCUGCAGACUGGACAAGGAUGUCAAGAGAGAAAAGAAAAGUCUACUGAAGCUGCUGUCCUCCAAUAAGAAGAAGUCUCGCCCUUCGCCCCCCUCGUCUCCCACCCUGGAGGCGGAACAGGUCGCUGCUGGAGAGCUCCUCCAAGGCGCUGUGGGACCUGACACUUCCUCGCCCUCCAGCUCUGUUAUCGCCCUGGAGCCUGAACCUGCUGCUGCUUCUGCCUCUUCUUCUUCUUCCUCGUCAUCAUCUUCCUCCUCAGCCCCAGAGCCCUCUCACAGGAAGGGCAGCCCCCUGGAUGGAUGCGCCCCUAUCGCCCCUCCUCCCCGGCAGCCCUGCUCCUCUCUCUUAUCUCAACAACAUGACGCACGGCCCAUCAUAUGUGAGAGGUACAGAGUGGUGGUAUCAUAUCCUCCCCAGAGCGAGGCUGAGCUGGAACUGAAGGAGGGAGACAUUGUGUUUGUUCACAGGAAGAGGGAAGACGGCUGGUUCAAAGGAACGCUGCAGAGGAACGGCAGGACCGGACUGUUCCCCGGCAGCUUUGUAGACAGCAUUUAACAACACACAACCAAACACAUCAGCCCAGUGAAGGUUGCCAGUACCCUACUUGUCAGACAUUUGAUUUUCUUUCGGGGCCAACUGUGGCUCUGGUCACUAAAAACAGAACAAUGACAAAGCUGCAGAGAAGAACAGGAUAUAUUGUCGAUAAAAGCACAGUGGAGAAAGUCGGAGGAGAGCACACUACUCAUGAACUUUACUUUUUUCUUCGUUAUUUAUAUCUUUGUAACAAUUCAGCUGUUAAAUGUGUGCCUUGUACUGUUCCUCACUUUAUUGUAUAUAAGGAUACAAAGACAAUUAGUCCUAAAACAACCAAUAUGAGCUGUUGAUAUAGAUAUGUAACACACUUUAACUUAUUUCAUAGAUUGGCCUUUUUUGUAGUGCAACAUUUUAAGGGGUUAAGCUGGCACACGCCUUAUGCUCUGUUUUAACAUUUAUACUCUUCUCCCUUAUGCUGCUGAUAAAAGUUAUCGUCCUAGACUUUCAGCAGAUGGGAGGAUCAGAUGCAGCAUGCCAGAACAAAUAGGCAGUGUCAUCCCUUGUGCUGCAGAGUAGAAAAAAAGGAUUUUUUUUGCCAGCUCCAAAGGCAUUACCUAAACCUGAGGAUUGGUGAACAGAUUUUUCACAUUCUAGCUACAAUUCACAUCCGUGUGAACAUUGCACAUCACAGGUAUAUCUGUGGGUCAUUCACUGGCCUCUCAUCUUUUCCUGCUUUUGGUGUGACAGAGGUUGAAGUUUUUAAAGACUGUUCUACCUGCAGGCUUAAUAUUUGCAUGUGAUUAGCAAUGCAACAUGCAGGAUUUGAAGUGACCGCAGAAGCAUUUUGUUAUGCCUUUUUAAAAAUGCAAAAAAAACACACUCCAAAACAGGCUUUGCAGUUCGGAUAUUGCUUACUUUGUACCUGCUUUUUAUUUACUGACCAGAGUAGCUGCUCUCCUAACCUCUCGGCGUCUCUAGCCAAACCCAGACGUAGCUCGGAAUCACAAGGGUGACGAGACAUUUCAGUAACGGCGCACAACAGAUUCUUUUUUAGUGUAUAUUUAUGUUACAAAUUCCACAGAGGCUGACACCUGCUGCUCUUAACCUGGAGACGCAGUCGAGGCACACAGGACACCCUUCAUCAAGCUCUAGACUUUAAACACUAAACUCAUUCCUAAUGUGACUUAAGGCAAUAAAAAAAAAAAAAAACAAAGCUAGCUAAAGCACAGAAUGUUUGCCUAAAGUAACAUAUCAUUGUAUCACUCCACAAAAAAGAGGUGUGGAAAUCUGUGGAAAUGUGUCUAGAAACCAAUCACUUUGACCCCCUUGAUUUUUGAUUUAGGGUUGGGUUUUAUUUUGUUUCGUCUACACAAAGUUUUAAUGAGUGUUGUUAAGACUUGAAUUACUGUAAGUUUUCCUUGUGAUCAGUGGGGAUUUGUAGUUUUGGUGUUUAAAAAGAAAUGGGAUAGGUAGAUUCUUAUUGAAUACUUUGGAAAGUGAAGACCAGUUUGUAGUCACAAAAGCACAAAUUAAUGUAUUUUGCCCCCAAAGUUAAGUUGUUUGAUGUAAAUGAAAGCCUGCUAGUGCACCUGAAGGUACAAAAGUUUCAUUAUAGUUGGAAGUGCUCAUUAUAGUCUGGCUGUAAUGUGACUUAUUCAUCUGAUCUUCACCAUGUUCUCUGAGGUCUGAGGGGUAAUUUAUAACACUCAAGACUGAGGCAAUCACUGAAUUGUGCCGAAUUUGACAUUUCAUAUUUUGCUUUUAAGAAUUAAUUAACUGACUGAAUUGAGAACCAGAGUUUUUGUAUUUUUUAUUUUAUUUUUUUUGUGUUUUGUUGUUAAUUGAGGGGACCACUGUGUAACUGACUGCUGGAAUAUGUUGUAGUUUGUGUGAAAUUUGGAGUGUGGAAAAGGAUGGUACAAAUCACUGUUAGGGCCUUUAUUUUCUUUUUUGUCUUUCUGAAUUGGUACUUAUUGUUAGAAAAUAACCUGAUGUUGCUUUGUUGUCUUGGCAGUCACCACACCAACCUCAGGCUCUGUGCUAAACUCUUUCUCUUGAGUGUUUUUUCACUUCACUGGGAAGCCUUUAAAAUACAAAUGCACACAUUCAUGCACUACCGUAACAUUACUGACUUCUUGUCCAUGUUAUUCAUGCAUCGGCUGCACAGUUGCACAUUGUGAAUUGUGUGUCUUUCAGCAGUUACCAUACUACAGUAUGUUUUCAUUUAUUAACUUAACAGAUGUUCCUCAUGCCAAGGUGACUUACUUGAUUUUUUUUUCUUUUUUUUUUUUUGUCUAGUUAGUCUAUUUUAAUGUCAAAAAUGGUGAAACUGAACAACAUAUUUGGCACAAGUCUAUUAUGUGAAAAACAUUCUGAAGUAUUUGAGGGAAUAGCACAUUUUGUAAAAAUCUAUAUAACAAUAAAAGCUAAUGGUUUCCAUA